AUACACAUAUAGCGACCCAUUCCUCCUCUCAAUCCGCCGUCAAUUCCACAUACGCGACACACUGAACCCGAGAACUGAUACCCGUCGUUUUGCGCAGCAAUGGAGGAGAACAAGGACCAGUCCAAGAGCGCCUUGAAGAAGGCCGAGAAGGCCGCCCAGAUGGCUGCUAAGAAGGCUGAGAAGGCCGCCAAGCAAGCCACCCUCCCCGUCGUCGGCGGCAAGAAGGCGGACGACAUCAUCGGCAUCACGGUCAAGAAGUCGGAGAACUUCUCGCAAUGGUACCAGGAGGUCGUCCUCAAGGCCGAGCUGAUCGAGUACUACACCGAGAUCUCGGGCUUCUUCAUCAUGCGCCCUGCCACCAUGUACAUCUGGAACGUCAUCCGCAAGUGGUUCCAGGAGCACAUUGACGAGCUCGGCGUUGAGGAGACCAACUUCCCCAUGUUCUUGUCGCAGAAGUCGCUCGAGAAGGAGAAGGAACACGUUGAGGGUUUCGCCCCCGAGUUGGCUUGGGUUACCAAGGCUGGCGACAAGGACCUCGAGGUUCCCGUGGCUGUCCGUCCUACCUCCGAGGCUGUCAUGUACCCCUACUACGCCAAGUGGAUCCGCAGCCAUCGCGACCUUCCCUUCCGCUUGAACCAGUGGAACUCGGUCGUCCGUUGGGAGGCCAAGCAGACCACUCCUUUCCUCCGUGCCCGUGAGUUUAUGUGGCAGGAGGGCCACACCGCCCACCUUACUGAGCAGGCCGCCGGUGAGGAGGUUCUCCAGAUCCUCGAGUUCUACGCCGGUGUUUACGAGCAGCUCCUUGCCGUCCCCGUCGUCCGUGGCCGCAAGACCGAGGCCGAGAAGUUCGCCGGUGGUUACUACACCACCACCGUCGAGGGCUACAUUCCCUCCAACGGCCGUGGUAUCCAGGGUGCCACCUCUCACUGCCUGGGCCAGAACUUCUCCAAGAUGUUUGACAUCACCGUCGAGGAUCCCGCCGAGAAGGGCAAGCACAUCCACGUCUGGCAGAACUCGUGGGGUCUCUCGACCCGUGUCAUCGGUGUCAUGGUCAUGAUCCACGGUGACGACAAGGGUCUGGUCCUCCCUCCCCGUAUCGCCAAGAUCCAGUCCAUCCUCAUCCCCGUUGGCCUCACCGCCAAGAUGUCCGCCGAGGAGAAGGACGCGCACAUGAAGAAGGUUGACGAGCUCCUCGCCACCCUCAAGAAGGCUGGCGUCCGCGCCGACGUGGACACCCGCGAGGGCUACACCCCCGCCUGGAAGUUCAACGACUGGGAGCUCAAGGGUGUUCCCCUCCGUAUUGAGUUCGGUCCCAAGGAUGCCGCCAAGGACGUCGUCAGCUACGCCCGCCGCGACACCGGCGAGAAGGGCACCAUCCCCAUCGCCGAGCUCACCACCAAGGUUCCCGAGCUCCUCGAGACCAUCCAGCAGGAUAUGUACAACAAGGCCGAAGUUUCCUUCCGCGAGCACCGCCUCAAGAUCGAGAAGUGGGAUGACGUUGUCCCCGCUCUCGACGCCAAGAACGUCGUUCUCAUCCCCCACUGCCUUGUCCCCGAAUGCGAGGACAAGAUCAAGGAGCUCACCACUGGCCGCUCUGACGAGGCUGCUGAGGGCCCCGAGUCCCAGAAGGCCCCCUCUAUGGGCAUGAAGUCCCUCUGCAUUCCCUUUGAGCAGCCCGAGGGUCUGGUCAAGGGCGAGACCAAGUGCUUGAACCCCGAGUGCUCUCGUCUUGCCGAGCAGUGGUGCAUGUUCGGCCGCUCUUACUAAGUUGUUUUUUUUUAUAGAAACGGAUGGAAAAGUUAUGGGAAAGUGGGCGAUGGUUCGCGCUCUCUGUUGAUGUUAUCAUGGAAGCUUUUGAUGCAAUAUGCAGGCAGCGCUGGAGUUUGUUGUGGAUCUCAUAAGAAAGCGUGGGCGCCGUGGAUAUUAUUUGUUGCCAUAUUUUAUUCCUUAGGGCCUUUGCGCGAGCAUAAAAAAAAGAGAAAAGUUCAUGAACUACUGGAGGGAAAGUAAGAUGUGAGAUGUAC
Molecule: messenger RNA, 2024 nt
Organism: Neurospora hispaniola
Lineage: Eukaryota; Fungi; Ascomycota; Sordariomycetes; Sordariales; Sordariaceae
Exons: 2
Coding region: 100-1767 (555 amino acids)
Biological process (GO): prolyl-tRNA aminoacylation
Cellular component (GO): cytoplasm; aminoacyl-tRNA synthetase multienzyme complex
Molecular function (GO): ATP binding; proline-tRNA ligase activity
Source: RefSeq, a predicted model, not a curated record